AUGGCCUGCCGACCGAAGGUCACGCCUCCCUACUAUAAACGCUUUUACUCAACUGUUGGAGACAUGGUCUCUGGCAUCUUUGAAAUCAUCUUCGAAGGUAUUCUUCCGUUUUUUGUCGCGGUUGUUCUUAUCCUUGUGAUUCUUUUUGUUUGCUUCUUGGUUUGUAUGAUGGUUGCGGGUGCGUUGGGGUAUGAUGUUGGGAUGGAUGAGAAGAAGAAGACAGAGCAGGAGAAGGGUGAGCGUCGGAAUAAGGAAGACAGUCAAAGUUCGAAUGAAUGUGAGAAGAAGGCCCCCGGGGCUGCUGGCUGCGAUGGUUCCGGGACCGGGGGAAAUGGGGAGGUGGAUGAGAAGACCAGGUUGAGGGUUGAGAUUGAGAUGUUGGAGGGGAUAUUGAGAGCUCGGAAGGAGAGGCUUGGGGAGUUGAACAAGGAUUAA
Messenger RNA from Aspergillus chevalieri, 435 nucleotides. RefSeq lists its product as uncharacterized. The transcript has a single exon. The coding region runs from base 1 to 435 and encodes 144 amino acids. The record is from RefSeq and is a predicted model, not a curated record. NCBI's taxonomy places the organism in Eukaryota, Fungi, Ascomycota, Eurotiomycetes, Eurotiales, Aspergillaceae.